CUUUUCAGCUGGUCGAGAACGUGCGAACGCGAGGCACAGACCGCGACGUCAUCUGCUCGUCGAAUGAGCCUCGGGCAGAGAAGUGACGAUUGUCAUGGUAGUGCUUCCGCGCAACGACCGAAAGAACAGGAAGAACAACAAAACUACUCGUUACUGCAUCCUACUCGUCAUAAAAAUCAGACGACUAGUUGUAAUACUACGCCUGGACGACGAGAUGGCGUGACUCUGGGGCGCCAGCUGCAGCAGUUCUGCAAGGAGGAGGAAGAAGCAGAACGACUCCAGCGCGGUUACGACAAGUACAGUUCUGCGCAACUCGAGGACAGGUAUAUUUCCACUCGUGGGGUAAUAUGUAAGGACUUCGAUAACAACACGGGAUCAUACAAGACGCAGCAAAUUCCAACAGUUGUAAAAAAUGGGAAUCGUAAGAAUCAUGAUCCAGCACUACAACUUCGUGGUGUGCAUGACCAUGAUGACAUCAAGCAGCCUUACGAUGAUCAUCUUCGAUCUUUUCCUCGUCGGUCGAGCUCCAGAGUAGAGGUCUUGGAUGAGUCGCCAUAUACGCAGUCUCUAGCCGAUAAAUUGAUCGGUAGACGCGUGUCGGAUCUGUCAGCGGAUCCAGUACCAGAGGAAUACUAUCAGGAAAACUUACGUCAAGACCUUCGUUCUACGUCGCGCAGGAGGUUCAUGAGUAACCGUCACAACGAGAACGAGCGUGAAAAUUUUGACUUCGAGCGAGCCGGCCUUCAACACCUGCACGAGGGCAGUUCUUACGUGGAAAGUCCCAGUUCGUAUUAUCCCGACAACGACAGAGAGGAAAACCUCUGCUCUCAACACGGCGAUCGUAGUUCGCACAAUCCUUUUGUCGGAGAUUACACGCCGAAAACAUCAACUUAUAGCAGGAAAGAUGAAGAAGACCAUAUCUUGGGGGAGCGAGCAGGACAAAAAUACUUCAACAUGCAUCCGACAUCUGGGACACCGCCAACUGCCUUUGUCUCCUGUGAUGCACUACGACGCUUACAUGAGUGCUUGCCCGUUCCUCAAGGGCUUUCGCAUAGCAUAUUCGGUCAGCAUGGAACGAGUUCCGCUUCUAGCGCGCUCAAUGUUACUGGAGGAGGGCGAUUGUUGCGUAUGCACAACGUCGUUGCAGGGACACCGCAGGACAAACAUCCUCCGCCGACCCAUCCUUUGACCACGACUGCUUUAUCGUCAUCUGCAACGCCCACAUCUUCAGC
This is a messenger RNA of Amoebophrya sp. A25, 1232 nucleotides long. The record is from the annotation of a GenBank genome assembly. NCBI's taxonomy places the organism in Eukaryota, Dinophyceae, Syndiniales, Amoebophryaceae.